AUGACUGUUAAAAUAUUUACACUGCUGACAGGAUUCACAAAACUGAAGAUCCAGACUAAAGGUUCCUCUACUAAAAAACAAGUCGUUACCACUAUAACUUAUCUUCAUUCAUGGAGCAAGAUACAGGAUGAGAUUAAAGCUCGUCGUAUAUGUAUGGUGGAAUGGUGUGGUGGUUCUGAAACCAAGAAGGAAAUCCUUUCAAGGUUACAUCAAAGAGAAGAAGCAGCAGUCAAGAGGGAAAGAACCAUGGCAUAUGCCUUGUCUCAUCAGUGGAGGGCCAGCUCUAGCCAAGGCCUAGGUAAUUAUGAACUUGGCAAAGCUAGUUGGAGUUGGAGCUGGAAUGAUCGUUGGAUUGCUGCACUACCCACAUUCAAUUAUGCAUGUUCUAAGCUCUCUCUAAGAUCUAAACAUUUACCUACAGUUGAAGAUGAUAGGUACAUAUUAAAGACUUUUACCUACAUUUAGGAGAUGUAAGUAAAAGUUAAUGACUUUUACCUACACACUAUACAUGGUAGGUAAAACCUAUAAUGACAGACAAUUAGCCGUCAUUAUAUGCCCCCUCAAAGUUGAUGGAAGAAACGUCCGUAGGAUAAAGUCUAUCAUACAUUUACCUACGGAUUUUUUAUUUAUAGUGACAGUUUUUGUCCAUAGGUAUAGGUUAUUUUUCUUGUAGUAAAUGACCUUUAAAGUAAGUGGUACUGACCUAGUUGGGAUGUCUUACUUUAUUUUGAUGCUUGGCCUAUCUUUUCAAAAAAAAAAAAAAUCUUUCACCAGCCAAAGAAUAUAUGUAAAAUCGAUUUUACAUAUAUUCUUAAAUGAAUUUGAAUUUGUGCCUUCACAAGAAGCCAAGGAAGUUAGAAUCUAUAAUGGAGGAUUUCAUUGUGCAUACCAGGUAUUAUUUUUUUUCUUAUCUACCAGUCCUCUGCUUCUUUACCUAAUUAGACAUGGUUCUAUUGUUGCCCAAUAGAUAUUUAUUUGUCAUUGUAUUAGUUUUUACCGUCACUCAGUCACUUUUCCUAAAAUCAAGGCUUAUAGAAGUAUAACAUGGGGGGAUGUUAAUACAGGUUGAUCAUCAUGUUACAUAAAUGAUUGUUGGUCAGGAUCUUGUUGAAUGGCAAAUCCUUGUUGCCAUUGGAGAAGAUCUUCCGUUGAGUCAAUCACAUACCUUUAUCAGGUGAUGUUGCUUUUCAUAUCUUUAGUUUCUUCCUACCCAUUUUUCAUGUAUAAGUACAUCGGCCCAAAUUCUGUUAUAUACUCUGCAAGGUCAGAUAUGCAAAAUUAGCCUACUAAUCUAUUUAUGAUGAAUCUAAAUUUCCCCAGUUGGUUGGAAUAACUAUAAAACUUAAAUAUUAAUUUGUGGAUCUUUCUUUUUAUCAUAUUCAAAAUCUGCUAUUUUGGAAGUCCGAGUGGGGAUUGGAAUUAAAGAAGGAGACAAAGUUAGCAUGCACUAUGAUCAUAUGAUUGCUAAGCUUGUUGUGUGGGGAGAAAAUCGUGUUGCUUCCAAACAUCAGUUUGACAGCAGGAGCUCUUGUAUUGAAUUUAAAGAGAAUGUUGCUGGUUAUGUUGGAUGUAACUUUUUCCCAAACACACAUUAAAUUAAUCUUGACUAUUGCAGUCUCUAUUUGCAAAACUGAAUUUUCUCUUUUCUUAAAGGGGAUGAAAAUACUAGACAUUUUUUUUAACAUAAAAGAA
Messenger RNA from Glycine soja, 1692 nucleotides. Its product is annotated as protein IQ-DOMAIN 1-like. The record is from RefSeq and is a predicted model, not a curated record. The transcript is spliced from 4 exons. Bases 1 to 465 code for a protein of 154 amino acids. Lineage: Eukaryota; Viridiplantae; Streptophyta; Magnoliopsida; Fabales; Fabaceae.